Colletotrichum truncatum is the source of this 1149-nucleotide messenger RNA. Its product is annotated as alpha beta hydrolase fold protein. NCBI's taxonomy places the organism in Eukaryota, Fungi, Ascomycota, Sordariomycetes, Glomerellales, Glomerellaceae. The record is from RefSeq and is a predicted model, not a curated record. Gene Ontology annotation, molecular function: hydrolase activity.
AUGGCCGACGAUCAGAAUAAUACCACGACAUCAAAUCCAAGCGGCUCACUGCUCAUCGAGCAGGCGCCACUGCUGUCAAUGCUUAGAUAUGGGGCCACGGCCUAUGCGAUACAGAAUCUCGUAGUAAAGCCAGCCAUGUUCCUCCGCGACAUCAAAGCGCAUGUCAUCCCGCCUGAACAUCGCCCGGACUUUGUGAAAACCUAUGAGUGUCGGCCAAAUCUUCCUGUCAGAAUUUUCUUUCCAAAGUGCUUUGACAAGACGUCCAAAAACACCUUACCUGUUCUGUUCACUAUCCAUGGAGGAGGAUUCGUGCUCGGCACCCCUAAUGACAAUGAUGACUGGAACGCAAUUUAUGCUUCGCUGCAUCAUUCCAUCGUGAUUGGACUAAACUACGCCAAAGCUCCAGGCAACCCCUUUCCCGGACCAAUCUACGACUGUGAGGAACUUUUCCUUGCAGCGCUGAAAGACGAGUCUUUGCCUCUAGAUCGAACUAGAGUCAGCUUGGCCGGUUGGUCGGCUGGAGGAAAUCUAUGUCUCGCGGUCUCUCAACGAGAAGCUGUCAAGAAGCACUUGUCUGCCAUUGUUCCCAUGUAUCCAUGUGUCGAUCUUUCUAUUCCGUCGGAGGAGAAGGCGAAAGCACGAAGAUACAAGCCCGAUUUGGGUGGCUUCCGCUCAAAGGACAGGGACAUGCUACUUGGCAUGGCGCCGGUAUUCGAUUGGAGCUACAAGGUUCCUGGCGACAACGCUCGCAAUCCAUUGCUGAGCCCUGCUUAUGCCCCCAAGGAGGCUUUACCCAAGCAGAUCUUCAUGAUUGGCUGUGAACUCGACCUACUCGCCCAUGAAGCUCAAGUUCUAAUUCACAAAUUGGCCGGGCGUCCUGCCCCACCUGCGAUUGUGGGCAAAGAGGAGGCCGCGGGUAAGGGUGAACUCAUUCUAGAUGACGAGAGAUUCCAUUUCGAAGUGUCGAACACGGACGGUAGCCGAUACAAGUGGUUGCUGGUGCCUGACACCAUCCACGGAUUCGACCAAAACAUUGGUGGACUCGUCCGUGAUCCGGUUCUGAUGGAGGAUGCCGAGAUCAAGAUACAAAAGACAAUCAAAAUAAUUGGAGAAUGGGUUCUGCAGGCCCCGCCAACUACUGCUUCUUGA